GGUUUGUCUUUUCCUUCUUAAAAACAAGCUGAACCUUUCUGAAUCUGCUCUGUUUCUACUUCCUAAAAGAUGUACAAGGGGAUGAUUCAUAGUCUUGAAAGAAAAGAUGCCUCCAGUCAAUUCUUAAACAAAUUGUUUUCAAGCAUCUAAUUCAUGCAUAAUCCUGAGCUGGUAAGGGAUGCAAAGAGGUAAAAUGUAUUAUAAAGUCACUGAGUGGUUGUGUGAGGGCAGUGUAGUGCUAAUGCGGAUAGAAAAUAAAUAUGAGAACAUCAGAGUACAGUAUGGUUUCAUGGUAGGCUGAAAACUUGAAUUGAUCUUUGAAGAAUAAGGAAAUUUUAAAUAAGAGGAGGAAAUGAGGAAGAACACCCCAGAUGGGAAGAAAAUUGCGUGUACAGUGAGAAUGAGCGUGGUUAUGCGGUGAGAAAAAAGAGGCUUAUGUAACCCUGGAAUGGACAAGAAAUUGCAAUAGAUGGCUGCAGAAUAAAAUAUUUUAAAUAAAGUUAAGUAAACCCAGGGAUUGACUGUAAUCCACUGGGAAAUGUUUCCCCAGGUUUAUAGAUGAGAACUAAGUUCAAUCAAUCUCAGAAACGUGCUUAAACUCCCUUGCUGAAAUCAUGUAACUCUUUUAUUCUUCUACAUUACAGUCUUGGUGACCACUCAAUGAAGAGAGAAAACCACACUUUCAUCCUUGAAUUUGUUUUCCAAGGUUUUUCCAGGUUCUGUGAGCACCAACUCACCCUCUUUUUGGUGUUUCUUACAUUGUACAUCUUAACCCUGGCAGGCAAUAUCAUCAUUGUGACCAUUAUCCAGAUUGAUCCUCAUCUUCACACCCCCAUGUAUUUCUUCCUGGGCAUGCUGUCCACUUCAGAGACUGUAUAUACACUAGUCAUUCUCCCAAGGAUGCUUUCCAGCCUCGUGGGUAUGAGCCAGUCCAUCUCAUUAGCAGGUUGUGCCACGCUGAUGUUCUUUUUUGUAACCUUUGGCAUCACUAACUGCUUCCUGCUCACAGCAAUGGGAUAUAACCGCUAUGUGGCCACCUGCAAUCCCCUGAGGUACACAGUUAGCAUGAACAAGAGGAUGUGUGCCCAGUUGGUAUGGGGGGCAUGCAGCAUUGGGAUGAUUGUAGCAAUGACACAGGUGACAUCUGUAUUCAGGUUACCUUUCUGUGCUACAAAGGUGGCCCAUUUCUUCUGUGACAUCCGACCUGUGAUGAAGCUCUCCUGCAUUGACACCACCAUCAAUGAGAUCCUGACUUUUAUCAUCAGUAUUUUGGUACUUGUCGUACCUAUGGGUCUAGUUUUCAUCUCUUAUGUCCUCAUUAUCUCUACAAUCCUCAAGAUUGCUUCAGUCGAGGGCCAGAAGAAGGCCUUUGCCACCUGUGCCUCCCACCUCACUGUGGUCAUUGUCCACUAUGGCUGCGUCUCCAUUGCCUACCUCAAGCCCAAGUCAGAGAACACCAGAGAUCAGGAUCACUUGAUUUCAGUGACUUACACUGUCAUCACCCCCCUACUGAACCCUGUGGUAUAUACCCUGAGGAAUAAAGAGGUCAAGGAUGCUCUGUGCAGGGCUAUUGGUAGAAAAUUCUUCUGA
Molecule: messenger RNA, 1590 nt
Organism: Loxodonta africana (African savanna elephant)
Lineage: Eukaryota; Metazoa; Chordata; Mammalia; Proboscidea; Elephantidae
Product: olfactory receptor 10J1
Exons: 1
Coding region: 661-1590 (309 amino acids)
Biological process (GO): detection of chemical stimulus involved in sensory perception of smell; G protein-coupled receptor signaling pathway
Cellular component (GO): plasma membrane
Molecular function (GO): G protein-coupled receptor activity; olfactory receptor activity
Source: RefSeq, a predicted model, not a curated record